Salvia miltiorrhiza (redroot sage) is the source of this 789-nucleotide messenger RNA. RefSeq names its product mini zinc finger protein 2-like. Lineage: Eukaryota; Viridiplantae; Streptophyta; Magnoliopsida; Lamiales; Lamiaceae. Bases 180 to 491 code for a protein of 103 amino acids. The transcript has a single exon. The record is from RefSeq and is a predicted model, not a curated record. Gene Ontology annotation, molecular function: DNA-binding transcription factor activity; transcription cis-regulatory region binding. Gene Ontology annotation, biological process: regulation of developmental process; regulation of DNA-templated transcription. Gene Ontology annotation, cellular component: nucleus.
GGGUUAGGGUUUGGCCCUGCACCAAAACAAAAUGACCUAGCUUUCCCACUUCCUUUCCCCAUCUCUCCUUAUCCUAAUCCCAAAUCAAAUUUCUCUAACAUCUAAUUAUCAUAUCCUUAAUUUCAGACAACACCCCCACUUUUUCCUAAACUAUAUUUAUUUAUUUUUUAUUUAUAAAGAUGAAGAAGAGGCAAGUAGUGUUCAAGAGAGGUGGCGAUCAGGGGCACCACCAGUCGAGCAACUCGGCGAAUUCGUCGUACGCCGUGAGAGCCGUGAGGUACGGCGAGUGCCAGAAGAACCACGCGGCGAACGUGGGCGGGUACGCCGUGGACGGGUGCAGGGAGUUCAUGCCGUGUGGGGAGGAAGGGACGGCGGGGGCCCUCACUUGCGCCGCCUGCGGCUGCCACCGGAACUUCCACCGCAGGGAGGUCGAGGGGGAGAUGGCCGCCUGCGACUGCGCCUCCUCCCCGACCUCCUCCAGCAACACGUAGAAGAAAAGGACAAGGUAUGAGGGUGUGGUGGGAUGAGCUAGUUUGUUUUUUUUCUCAGUGUGUGUGUGUGUGAUGAGGUUUGGUGGAGGCGUGAGUCAGGUUAAUGCAGUGGAGAGAAAAAAAAAGAAAUUCUAGGCCUUUUGUUUUGUUCUUUCUUUUUUUGGGGGGUGGUCUUUUUUUUGGAUUAUUUUUGGGUUUUUUUUUGUUUUGGUUUGUGUAGGUGAGAUAUGAGAGGUGGAUCUUCGUACUUGUUUCUGUUCUGGUUUGAUUGAUAUAUGAAGAGAUGUAAAUUCUUAUU